Diaporthe citri is the source of this 993-nucleotide messenger RNA. RefSeq lists its product as uncharacterized. Bases 1 to 993 code for a protein of 330 amino acids. The record is from RefSeq and is a predicted model, not a curated record. The transcript has a single exon. Lineage: Eukaryota; Fungi; Ascomycota; Sordariomycetes; Diaporthales; Diaporthaceae.
AUGGCAGGAGUAAACAGCCACGACAUCAACACAAACAAAUCUGUGAUAGGAGCUGAUCAGCCCACAAACCCAUCCAAAAUGCCAGCAAAUGGACCCACCUUCCAUCUCUUCCGGCAACUCCCAUACGAGCUACGCCUUGAGAUCUGGGAGACGGCCGUCUUCGACCUCCCAUCGCGGGUCUGCUCCUUUAAUGAAGUCAUCCAGCUUCAUUUCAGGAGUGGAGUGCUUGAUUGGAGCCACCCAAGCAGUCUUGUUGUUUUCGACUCGCCUUCAUUGCGAUAUGUCUGCCAGGAGUCCCGCCAAGUCGCACUCAAGCACUCCGCCACCGCUGGCUGGACGAUUUCUGGCACUACGCACCCCUUCCGAUACUACGACGCCCGUGGAGGCAUUCUCUACAUAGACAAUUUUAGAAGGCUCCCUAGCCUGGAGAAAUCUUUCAGAACGCAGAACCAUGGCGAGACCGAUGAAUUCAACGCAUCGGCUGCUAUGAGGGUCCGACAAGCCCGCCACGUUGUCAUACCGUGGAAAUCAUUCCAGUUGGAAAACUACUUGUCAUGGCAAGAUAUCGAGCGUGAUGAGGGCUUCACCUAUUCCUUCGUUUCCGAGUUGAUCCGACUUUUCCCACGACUUGAGGAAAUAACAGUUGCAAUUUCACAGACGGACGUGGCAGACACCGUCGCCUCACGCCAGUGUCGGUCCACUUGGGAACCUCCCCAGCGCCCAUGCAAACUGGGAGCAUUUGCAAGAUUUGAGCCGACGAGCGAAGAGCAGCCAGAGAUAACUGUUGUGGACAAUGCGUAUCGCGAGGAACCUUUGAGAUCACUCUACCGCCAGGUCGGGAGGAUCAGUGGCUCCUUUGAAAGAGCGGCCAACAUCAUCGCUGCCACUAUCGGCACUCAGCGUCUACCUGCACCCAUGAUCGCCCAUGUUUACCAACUUUCCCAAGGCGCCGAUGCGGGUUACAAAUGGCAAGAGAUACCUGGCACACGAUGA